This is a messenger RNA of Orycteropus afer afer, 3712 nucleotides long. Lineage: Eukaryota; Metazoa; Chordata; Mammalia; Tubulidentata; Orycteropodidae. The record is from RefSeq and is a predicted model, not a curated record.
CCCGCUCGGUGCCCGGCCGCAGGCCUCCCGGGGCUCGAGCGCGGCACGGCCCCCGUCGGCCGCCGCCAUGGCCCUCAAGAUGGUCAAGGGCAGCAUCGACCGCAUGUUCGACAAGAACCUGCAGGACCUGGUGCGCGGCAUUCGCAACCACAAGGAGGACGAGGCAAAAUACAUCUCGCAGUGCAUUGAUGAAAUCAAGCAGGAGCUGAAGCAGGACAACAUCGCGGUCAAAGCUAACGCCGUGUGCAAGCUGACCUAUUUACAGAUGCUGGGAUAUGAUAUCAGCUGGGCUGCCUUCAACAUUAUUGAAGUGAUGAGUGCCUCCAAGUUCACAUUCAAGCGGAUCGGCUACCUAGCUGCCUCGCAGUGUUUCCACGAGGGCACAGACGUCAUCAUGCUGACCACCAACCAGAUCCGCAAGGACCUGAGCAGUCCCAGCCAGUACGACACUGGGGCUGCGCUGACGGGCCUGUCCUGUUUCGUCACCCCGGACCUUGCCAGAGACUUGGCAAGUGACAUCAUGACGCUGAUGUCACACACAAAGCCUUACAUCCGGAAGAAGGCCGUGCUGAUCAUGUAUAAGGUGUUCCUCAAGUACCCUGAGUCGCUGCGCCCCGCCUUCCCACGUUUGAAGGAGAAGCUAGAGGACCCUGACCCUGGUGUCCAGUCGGCAGCUGUCAACGUCAUCUGUGAGUUGGCCAGGCGCAACCCCAAAAACUACCUAUCCCUUGCCCCGCUGUUCUUCAAGCUCAUGACUUCAUCAACCAACAACUGGGUCCUCAUCAAAAUCAUCAAAUUGUUUGGUGCUCUGACUCCGUUAGAACCAAGACUGGGCAAGAAGCUGAUUGAGCCCCUCACCAACUUGAUCCACAGCACGUCUGCCAUGUCCCUCCUCUACGAGUGUGUGAACACAGUGAUUGCAGUCCUCAUCUCCCUGUCUUCUGGCAUGCCCAACCACAGCGCCAGCAUCCAGCUUUGUGUCCAGAAGUUGAGGAUAUUGAUAGAAGACUCCGAUCAGAACUUGAAGUACCUGGGUCUGUUAGCCAUGUCCAAGAUACUGAAGACGCACCCCAAGUCCGUACAGUCCCACAAAGACCUCAUCUUGCAGUGCCUGGAUGACAAGGACGAGUCCAUUCGACUGCGGGCUCUCGACCUGCUCUAUGGCAUGGUGUCCAAGAAGAACCUGAUGGAGAUUGUGAAGAAGCUGAUGACCCACGUGGACAAGGCAGAGGGCACCACUUACCGGGACGAGCUCCUCACAAAAAUCAUCGACAUCUGUAGCCAGUCCAACUAUCAGUACAUCACCAACUUCGAGUGGUACAUCAGUAUCUUGGUGGAGCUGACGCGGCUGGAGGGCACGCGGCACGGCCACCUCAUCGCAGCGCAGAUGCUAGACGUGGCCAUCCGCGUGAAGGCCAUCCGCAAGUUUGCCGUGUCGCAGAUGUCAGCACUCCUGGACAGCGCCCACCUGGUCGCCAGCAACACCCAGCGGAACGGCAUCUGUGAGGUGCUGUAUGCUGCUGCCUGGAUCUGCGGGGAGUUCUCAGAGCACCUGCAGGAGCCCCAACAGACGCUGGAGGCCAUGCUGCGGCCCAAGGUCACCACGCUGCCUGGCCACAUCCAGGCGGUGUAUGUGCAGAAUGUGGUUAAGCUGUAUGCAGCCAUCCUGCAGCAGCGGGAGCAGGCCGCCGACCGUGAGGCUGCCCAGGCCGCCACCCAGCUCUUGGUGGACAGGCUGCCUCAGUUUGUGCAGAGCGCUGACUUGGAGGUCCAGGAGCGGGCAUCCUGUAUCCUGCAGUUGGUCAAGUACAUCCAGAAGCUGCAGGCCAAAGAUGUGCCGGUGGCUGAGGAAGUCAGUGCUCUCUUUGCUGGGGAGCUGAACCCGGUGGCCCCCAAGGCCCAGAAGAAGGUCCCCAUCCCUGAGGGCCUGGACCUGGAUGCCUGGAUCAACGAGCCGCCCUCUGACAGUGAGUCCGAGGAUGAGGCACCCAAGGCCAUCUUCCAUGACGACGAGCAGAAGCCUCCGCGGCACCGGCAGCCAGAGGUGGACGAGGAGGAACUGGCCCGGCGACGUGAAGCCCGGAAACAGGAGCAGGCCAACAACCCAUUCUACAUUAAGAGCUCCCCAUCCCCGCAGAAGCGGUACCAGGACACACCAGGCGUGGAGCACAUACCUGUGGUCCAGAUCGAUCUCUCGGUCCCAUUGAAAGUCCCAGGGAUGCCCGCGUCAGACCAGUACGUGAAGCUGGAGCAGGAGCGGCGGCACCGACAGAGGCUGGAGAAGGACCGGAAACGGAAGAAGCAGCGGAAGGAGAAGCGGCGCGAGGGCCGGCAUCGGCGCCACAGCUCGCUGCAGACGGAGAGUGACGAGGACAUCGCACCCGCGCAGCAGGUGGACAUCGUCACUGAGGAGAUGCCCGAGAAUGCUCUACCCAGUGAUGAGGAUGACAAAGACCCCAAUGACCCCUACAGGGCCCUGGACAUUGAUCUGGACAGGCCCUUAGCCGACAGCGAGAAGCUGCCUGUCCAGAAACACCGCAACGCUGAGACCCCGCAGUCCCCUGACAAAGAGGACAUCCCUGCGGGGGAGAAGAAGGGCAGGAAGCCCAGAAAGAAGGAGAAGAAGCAUCGAGAGAAGGAGCGGAGGAAGGAGAAGGAGAAGGUGGGCAAGGACCUGGACUUCUGGCUGUCUACCACGCCACCACCACUGGCCACUGCCCCGGGCUCCACCCCUUCCAUGGGUGAACCUGGGGUGGACGCUGUCGUUGCUGUCCCCAAAGAAGAGUGUGAGGAACUGAAGAGGGAGGAGCCAGAGAACGAAGAGGAUGACGAGGAGCCAGAGCUGGAGAAGAAGCCUUCCAAGCAUAAGAAGAAGAAGCACAAGAAGGAGAAGGAGGAGAAGUCCAAAGACAAGAAGAAGGCCCGCAGGAAGAAGCCCCUCGGUGAGGAGGUGCUGGAGGAGCCUAUGCACAACGGCACGCCGGAGGGGGAGCCUCUCCCGCCCAUGUCCAGCUACUGCCUUCUCGCCGAGAACUCCUACAUCAAGAUGACAUACGACGUGCAGGGCAGCCUGCAGAAGGACAGCCAGGUCACCGUGUCCAUCAUCCUGGAGAACCUCAGUGCCAGCUUCCUCAAGAACAUGGAGCUCAACGUUCUAGACUCACUCAAUACCAAGAUGACCCGGCCGGAGGGUGCCUCUGUGCACGAUGGGGUCCCCGUGCCCUUCCAGCUGCCCCCAGGUGUCUCCAAUGAAGCACGGUUUGUGUUCACUGUACAGAGCAUCGUUAUGGCCCAGAAGCUCAAAGGCACGCUGUCUUUCAUUGCCAAGAAUGACGAGGGCUCGACCCAUGAGAAGCUCGACUUCAAGCUGCACUUCAGCUGCACCUCAUAUCUGAUCACCACGCCCUGCUCCAGUGACGCCUUUGCCAAGCUGCUGGAGUCGGGGGACCUCAGCAUGAGCUCCAUCAGAGUCGAGGGCAUCACCAUGUCCUUCCAGAACCUUCUAGCGAAGAUUUGUUUCCACCACCAUUUUUCUGUUGUAGAACGGGUGGACUCCUGCGCCUCCAUGUACAGUCGCUCCAUCCAGGGCCACCACGCCUGCCUCCUGGUGAAGAAGGGUGAGAACUCCGUGUCGGUCGAUGGCAAGUGCAGCGACUCGACCCUCCUAGGCAACCUGCUGGAUGAGUUGAAGGUGACGCUGGCCCAGUGCUGA